UUCGAGCUGCCUAGAGUUUUGACACGAACUGAAGAUCUAAGAAAAGGAGAAAAGUCAUUGUCAAUGAACAUGGCUUCUGGUAUUGCUGAGGGAACGUAUCUCAUAGAAAAUGUGGAAACACAGCGUUACUUGUUCCAAGACGGCCCUGAAAUAAAAGGAAACCGAGGAGACGAAGGCGGUUGGACUGAUGCGCCUAGUGUUGUGGGAGCUGAUGCCAAUUACUACAACCGAGCCUAUUGGAAGAUUAUUCCACAAGGUAACGACAAAUACUUCAUAGAGAAUGUCGAAACAAAGAGGUAUUUGUUUUCAACUGGUGAAAAAAUUGAAGGCGAUCGUGGAAGCGAAGGAGGCUGGACUAAUGCACCUAAAAUUGUGGGAGCGGAUGCCAAUUACUACAAUCGGGCCUACUGGAAAAUCAUCCCCCAAGGAGAUGACAAAUACUUCUUUGAAAACUUUGAGACGCUCAGAUACGUAUUUCAAGAUGGCCCCAAAAUAGAAGGAAACCGAGGGGAUGAAGGGGGAUGGACGUCUGCUCCCAAGACUCUGGGUUCUGAUGCCAAUUACUACAACCGCGCUUACUGGAAACUACUCAAGCAGUAGACUAACGAUAAAACCUGAAACUGUGACUUUUUUGUGCUUCUUUUCCCAGUAACAAGUAUUUCGAAAGUAGUUUUUAGUUUUAGUUUAAGCGGAGUGGUCUUUGAGCAGCGCUGGACAUAUGAAGCUGGGCACGGAGGUUGACAGCGGAGAGAACACUAGUGGCCACGCCAAUCAAAAGGCACCAUUUUUUAAUCAAAAGCUCUUAUGAGCUAUUUCAGGGUUUAUCUUAAUGAAUCAAUAAAGAGGUGAGAGCUUAAAGGGCAUGUAAACCCAAAAAUACAUGUUUUACUUAUACUAUGUAAAAAGUGGUGUGGAAAACGAAUUUGAAAUUAGUUUUGUCCAAUUCGACUUAUUUUAGGAGAAAAUCGGCAUUUUCAACUGAAAUUCCAUUUCCGGUAAAAACAAUAGCGAGAAGUCGUGACGUAAGCGGUGGAACCAAAAUAUUGCGCAACACAUAUUCCCCAGUAUAACUGGUGUGGGAGUUCGUGUAAGUAGCGGUAGUUCGGAAGAUGUUUUUUAAGAAGAUAGCGACUCGAAUGCCUUAAGCUUAGUACAUGACAGCGCUGGAGAUAAUCCAGAAUCUUCAGGAGAGUCUGGGCCACGUCCUUAACAAUAUGAGCCGCGUAGGGUUCACCGAAGCGAUCCGCACGAAGACAGUACAGAACAUGUAGACAGCGAUGCGACCGUCUCGGAAACUCAGACUGGAAAUUUCGCUAAAUUGCCUACAGAUAGCUUGUUCGUUGGUGUUGGGGAUAUCUCGGCAAACACUUUAGGGUCGCUGUGCUAUCUUGUGCGGUAAACAAUAUCCUUCAUCUCAGAAGCAUUUCCAUCGAUAAACAAGUUGUAUCAUGUACAUUUCCUUGUGUGGCCUUCAUAAUUAUCCAACCCUGUUUGUGUUUGCUUCGAUUUGAAAUAUUGAAAAGAUAGUUUUGCAAGCUGAAAUCAGGAUAUUUUAAGUUGUACUCAAAAUGAUGAAUAUUGUCCUACUGACCUUUGAAUGUAUUUUCACUGCUGUGAAAACCGUGACACAAAUUCUUCUGCUGUUUCUCUGCAGGGUUUCUCAAAGGAAGCACCAAGCGGGGCUGGCUUGGAUUUUCUUAUAGAACAUAAGGGUUGAUUAUGGGAUCCUGUAUAGAAUUCUUUGUAUCGAACCGACAAAAUUCCAGAUCACGUUAUUACACACUGGUAUCAACGAAUUCUCUUUCUUUGAUACGUGUUUCGAAUUCAGGCAAAGGUUCAGACAUGUCAGUGUCUUUUACGGGCUCAGCGCUGGCUCCCAAACAACUGGCUUCCCCAUAAUAUUUCAUUAGAUGAGAAAAAAGAUGUUUUUAGAGAACCAAUAAAGCUAUUGUUGUUUAAUUAACGAAACGUUUUCAUGUAAAUCGAUUUUGUACUUUCUCUGUUGACCUCUAACUUUUGAAGAGCUCAACUUCUUUCUCAGUUCGGUCGGCCACUUCCGAAUCCUCGUCGUCUGCCGACUGUAUGGGUCGUUUUUAUACUUCCGAAUAAUUUGCUUCUGG
Messenger RNA from Pocillopora verrucosa, 2120 nucleotides. NCBI's taxonomy places the organism in Eukaryota, Metazoa, Cnidaria, Anthozoa, Scleractinia, Pocilloporidae. The record is from RefSeq and is a predicted model, not a curated record.